AUGCGCCAUUGCCUGUCCCCGCCUGCCUGUGUGUCCCUGCCCUGCCCACCGCUGUCCCACCCCCUGACAGCUUCCCGCUGCCCAACAUUCACCUCUUCCUCCACCCCUCUGACACCUUCCUGCUGCUCUCCCUGCCCUGCCCAACACCCGCCUCUUCCUCCAUCCCCUGACACCUUCCCCGCUGCUUUCCCUCCCCUGCCCUGUCCAACACCGGUCGCUGACGCCUUCUCGCUGCUUGACAAUACCCCUGGCGGCACUCCAAGACUGACCCUCACAGAGAAUCUGGCGCCACACUUCAGGCGAGGGAAGCAGCUAUACUCAUACAACACAACACAAUCACAUUAA
Scylla paramamosain (green mud crab) is the source of this 345-nucleotide messenger RNA. RefSeq lists its product as uncharacterized. Bases 1 to 345 code for a protein of 114 amino acids. The record is from RefSeq and is a predicted model, not a curated record. NCBI's taxonomy places the organism in Eukaryota, Metazoa, Arthropoda, Malacostraca, Decapoda, Portunidae. The transcript has 2 exons.